Oppiella nova is the source of this 2604-nucleotide messenger RNA. The record is from the annotation of a GenBank genome assembly. Lineage: Eukaryota; Metazoa; Arthropoda; Arachnida; Sarcoptiformes; Oppiidae.
UUAGACAAUAAUUGUGGUGAACAACCAUUUACAUCGACACCCGAGACAAUCACUGAACACAUCGCACGCGUGUGAAUGGCCGCCAAACUCGGGCGCCGGUACGGGAAGUACGCCCUUCUCGUCUCACUGGGCGCCGGCAUCUCCUCGUACGCCGCCUUCCGGCUCAUCGACCAGAAAAAAGAGGUACACUUUACCCGCAAAACCAAAACCCUUCAGCAGAGGCUUUAUGUGAACGCCUCAUCACCACCACAGACAUCAUCGUCACCGCCGCUGAAGCAGGUGUCGAGCAAAGCGCUGCCCUCCAGACAGGACCAGCUCAAGAGCCUCCGCGAGACCAAGGAGUUCGAUGUGCUGGUGAUUGGCGGCGGUGCCACCGGUUGUGGCGUCGCUCUGGACUCCAUCACCAGAGGUUUGUCGACGGCGUUGGUCGAGUUGGAUGACUUCUCGUCCGGCACAUCCAGUCGCAGCACAAAACUCAUUCACGGAGGGGUCAGGUAUUUGCAAAAGGCUAUCCUGAAGUUGGAUGUGGAACAGUAUAAGAUGGUCAAGGAGGCGCUCCAAGAGAGGGCCAACCUAUUGGAGAUCGCGCCGCACCUGUCCUACCCCUUACCCAUUAUGCUACCCGUCUAUCAUUACUGGCAAAUACCCUACUUCUGGGUCGGUAUCAAAAUGUACGACUUGGUCGCCGGCACUAAAAACGUGAGGUCUUCGUACUAUCUGUCGAAGAAGGACGCUAUGGAUCUGUUUCCAAUGCUGAAGAGCGAUUCGCUGGUGGGUGCCAUUGUCUACUACGACGGCCAGCAUAACGACGCCCGGAUGAACCUGUCGAUAGCGCUGACGGCGGCCCGAUAUGGGGCCACAAUCGCCAAUCACGUGGCGGUCGUUAAACUCAAUAAAGACGGGGAGGGAAAGCUGAUCGGCGCCCGACUCCAGGAUCAGAUGACUAAACAGGAAUGGGAUGUGAGGGCCAAGUCGAUCAUCAACGCCACCGGUCCCUUCACGGACAACAUUCGCCUGAUGGACGACCACAACACCCGUAAGAUCUGUCAGCCGAGCGCCGGCGUCCACAUCGUACUGCCCGGCUAUUACAGCCCCGAGAGUAUGGGUUUGUUGGACCCGUCGACCAGUGAUGGACGCGUCAUAUUCUUCCUCCCGUGGGAGAAGUGGACGAUCGCCGGCACCACCGACAGGGUGUGCGAAGUGACGCACAGCCCGACGCCCACGGAAAAUGACAUUCAAUUCAUACUGAAUGAGAUCCGACACUAUCUCAGCCCCGAUAUUAACGUCCGUCGCGGAGACGUGAUGUCCGCGUGGGCUGGCAUUCGACCGCUGGUUUUGGAUCCGUCCAAACCGAACACGGAAUCGAUCGCCAGAAACCACAUCAUCGACACGAGUCCAUCAGGUCUGGUGACAAUUGCUGGCGGAAAGUGGACGACGUAUAGAGUGAUGGCCGAGGAGGCGGUCAACGCUGCCAUUGCUUUCAAUCCGGAACAGUUAAGUCACGCCACGGAAUGCAAGACUUUGGGUCUUAUUCUGGAGGGCGGACACAACUGGACGCCGACGCUAUACAUUCAUUUGGUCCAGGAUUACGGCUUAGAGCCCGAAGUUGCCCACCAUUUGGCCAACACGUAUGGGGACAAGUCGUUCGCUGUGGCGAAGUUGGCUGAGCUGACUGGCAAACGAUGGCCAGUGGCCGGGCGUCGGCUGCACUCCGAGUUUCCCUACAUUGAGGCCGAGAUCCGGUUUGCGGUGAGAGAGUACGCCUGUACUGCCGUUGACGUGAUCGCCCGACGCCUGCGACUGGCGUUCCUCAACACACAGGCCACUGAAGAGACGUUACCACUGAUUGUGGAGAUUUUGGGCGAAGAGCUAAAGUGGAGUAAAUCCGAGAAAGAGUCGCAACUGAAGAAAGCCAUGGAUUUCUUGAAGACAGAAAUGGGACAACAGGUGAACAAAGAGUUGAGAGAUUUGUCGCCCAUUUCGCUGACGAAGGAUGAGAUCAAUAAAUACAGCAAACAAUUCCAUUCACUCGAUCGCGACCGCAAGGGUUACAUCGGUAUCAACGACUUGAGACGAUCCAUGAAAGCGCAGGGAGUGAAGAUGAGCGAAGAGGAACUGCAUCUAAUGCUGAGCGAAGUGGACAUCAAUAAGAACGGGCAGGUGGAGCUGGGCGAGUACCUGGAGCUCAUGAGCGCCAUCAAGACGGGCACCAUCACCAACAGUCGCUUCUCCAAAGCGGCCGAACUCGAGUUCAAUAAGAUAUCGGUCGACCGGGCAGGUGGUGGCCUAUAAGACCGGCCCCACACUCCCCGCACAACCAUCUAAUACCUGUUCCAUUGAUUCCCCAGAUUUACACAUAUUUUUAUCAAAUAGUUUUUAGGUUUAGACUUAAGUUUUUUUUUAAAUCUCCAACUCCUGGAGACCCACUUUUGUUGUUGAAUUGUUUUAAAGUGUUUUUCUGUCGUGAAAACCCAUAUCUGUCUCUCUCUAUAUUAUCUCUAACAUUGAAUUUAAAGUGAAUUUCAAAGCAUUUAAUUAUAUAUUUCAAUGACUAGUCAUUUGAGGACAUCAUACGAUAUAUUUUAGGCACACAUUUGUUUCGGU